Triticum aestivum (bread wheat) is the source of this 1481-nucleotide messenger RNA. RefSeq names its product MADS-box transcription factor 29-like. The coding region runs from base 135 to 887 and encodes 250 amino acids. Gene Ontology annotation, cellular component: nucleus. The record is from RefSeq and is a predicted model, not a curated record. Lineage: Eukaryota; Viridiplantae; Streptophyta; Magnoliopsida; Poales; Poaceae. Gene Ontology annotation, molecular function: DNA-binding transcription factor activity; protein dimerization activity; DNA binding. The transcript has 7 exons. Gene Ontology annotation, biological process: regulation of DNA-templated transcription.
UUGUUUCUUUCAGAAUUACUACAGUUUCAGACUUGGCCUGGAAGAAUCCCCAACAAGAACUCAAGAAGAAGAGGAAAGCAACCGCGUCCGAUCAACCACGAGGUAACAAUCAAUCAAACCUGUGUACAGCUGCAAUGCUUCUCCUUCUGCCGCGAAUGCGAAUGCGAAUGCGAGUCUCUUCUUGCUCUGUCUCGGUUCCAGCAGAAGAGAAGGGGCGCGGGAUGGCCGACGACGACGUCUCGCGGCGGGCCACCUUCGGCGAGCGCAGCGGCGGGCUGCUGACGGAGGCGCAGGAGCUCGCCGCGCUCUGGGAGGCGGACGUCGGCGUCCUCGUCUUCGACCGCGCCGGCAAGCAGAUGGACUACUGCAGCCCCCACACCAGCUGGAGCGAGCUGAUGCAACGCUACCAGAUCAUCACCAAAGGCAAGUUCGAGGGGAUAAAUCAUGAUGAUGACCGCCAUCAGGAGCUGUUGGCCGAAAUCACAAGGUUGAGGCAUGAGCGUGACCGCCUCGAGGCCAGCGUGAGGAGGCAGACCGGAGACGACCUGCCACCCGCCGCAACCACGGACCUCGGCGAUCUGGAGCAGCAGGUAGAGUAUGCACUGGGUAAAGUCCGUGUGAUGAAGGAUAAACUGUUGGAGCAGCAGCUGGACGAAUCAUACCACAGGGUGCACAUCUUAGAGGACCAGAACAGCUUCCUUCGCCACAUGAUGAGCGAGGAGGGGCGGCGACGUGCUGCCGUGGAGGCGUCGGCGGUGGUGGCGGAGCUCAUGGCGCCGAUGCAGCCGGCGACGCUGUUCGGGGGCUUCUUCCCGGAGGUGGAGGAGGAGGGGCCAUCCACGUCGCUCCGGCUGUGGCCGCGGCAGUUUCCUGGCUGUGGCAAUUAAGAUCGAACGAGAAGGAGAGAUGAUGCACUCAUCUCAUGGAAGACAGAGGCUAAUUAGUUAACUAAUCUAGUUUAAACUUACUAGUAGCAGGCCAGUAGUUACGGCUAAGGAUCCGGCGUAUGUUCAGAGGGCAUACAGUUGACAAGUAAUUGGGCCAUCUUGUCAACACUAUAUACAUAGUCCCGUUUUGCUACACAGAAUUUCCCCUACUGCCCCCAUAUAUAUAUGCAGCAGUAUUUUCAAGAGCUGAGAGGACUAUAGUUACGAAACUAUAGCUUUCAAGAGCAAAUUACAUUCCAUUUCUGCAUUUUCUUUGUUACACUAAACUUGUAACUUUUUUAAGCAUGUGAAUCAAGUGUCACAGAAAAAAAGGAAUGGCUAGCGCUUAGUUUACCGUCAAAAAAUUCUACAAAUUUGCUCAUACACGUCUAAAAAAACACUGUGUUAUAAGAAAUCGUCUAAGGUAAAAAUCACAAUGUUGUUUUUGGAGCUUAGAAAAAAAAACAUUGCAUGUGAUCUCAACAUGAGAUCGAUUAUACUCACUUAUUAGUCGACUGAGAAUUAAUAAACCCAAAUUUUUUUUAAGAGGCAGUC